Molecule: messenger RNA, 1492 nt
Organism: Parus major (Great Tit)
Lineage: Eukaryota; Metazoa; Chordata; Aves; Passeriformes; Paridae
Gene: IRAK1BP1
Product: interleukin 1 receptor associated kinase 1 binding protein 1
Exons: 4
Coding region: 34-633 (199 amino acids)
Biological process (GO): canonical NF-kappaB signal transduction; immune response
Source: RefSeq, a predicted model, not a curated record
AUGGUGCCGUGAGGGGCCGCCAUAGCCGCGGCCAUGGCGCCGCCCGCGCCGGCCCCCUCACGCGUCUUCGCCGAGCUCGACCUGGCCCCGUCCCCGGUCCCGGAGGGACGCGUCGGGACCCCGGUGCUGCCCGGGCGGGAGGUGCAUGUGAGCGGCAGCGCGGAGCUGAGCGCCCGCCCGGACCGGGCACGGGUGUCGAUGCGGCUCGGCAGCCGCAAGGAGGCGGCCGCGGAGGCGCGGAGCAGUGUGUCCCGCCGGCUGCAGUACAUCGCCCACAGCGCCCGCCUGCGCGGCGUCCCGGAAGAAAAUAUGACAGUAACAGAAGAUUUUAGUAGAGUAGAAAAUACUUACCAAAUGGAAGCAGAGGUCUGUAUCAUAUUCAGUGAUUUUGGAAAAAUGCAGAAUGUUUGCAAUCUACUCACUGAAAAGUUAGGAACCUCUGUUACCAUCAGUCCACCUCAUUUCUACCAUACACCAGAAGCCAUAGACACCCUUCGGUUACUCCCCAUGUGCUUGAGCAACGAUUUUCAGUGCAAGAGCCAGAAAGAAACCAGCCCUGUAUGCUCUGUCAUGACUCAGAGGUGGGCAAAGAAGAGGCCAAAGCCUGAGGAAAAUUACAACUUCAUACAUUAGCAUGCAAGAAAAAAUAAACAAUCCUGACCAUAACACAAUUUCAGAUGAUCUGCUCUUUCUUAAGACAAUGUUUAUGUGAAUUUUCUAGUAUUUUUACCCAAAUAAUCACUAUUUCCCUUGUAAACUUAAUAGAGCAAAAGAGUUUAACAUGAACACACAUUUUACAAACACUUUACAAGCAUUAAACGGCAUAAAAGUUUUGAGUUCUAUAUAUUUAAUCUUCCUCUAUGUAUUUGUGCAUGCAGAUAAAUUGGUGUCCGUGAAGGACAGCAACAUUACAGACUGCACAAAGACCCAGCUCCUCAUGUUGAGAUUCUAGCUGGGUAAAAGUAGGCAGUGUAUUGAGAGGUGAUCACUAAUUAAGGACUUCUAAGUAGCUCUUUUUUUUUGUUUAAGUUCUUGGCAGCUGUAUUCCAUUUUUUAUCAGUUCAUGGAAGCUUACUCAAUCUUCCUUAAUAAUUAAGAGAAUUCAAGUUUUGAAUAAGAUGCUCAAAUUUCAAAAAAAUAACCCCACUAGAUUUCUCUGCUACAAAAUAUAAAUACAGUAAUUCUUUCUAAUAUUUUAAUUAUGUUCUAACCAGGUUUGCAUUUUAAGUUAUUAUCUUUAUUAUUUUGAAUAUCCUUGUUCAAAGUCAGGUUCGGAGAUCUGAGACAAAACACAAAUUAACAGCUGAGGUUGCCUGGCUCUUGAAUGCUAACAUUCUUUGAAGUCAUUACCUCCAGGAACAAGCCUCUGCAGAAAUUUGAUGCUGAAUGAGUUGGUUACCUGCCUCUGCUCUUGCUUUCUCCUUCUUGGUUUUUUUGUUUUGGGGUUUUUUUGGGUUGUUUUUUUUGUGGUUUUUUUGUUGCUUUUUUUGGA